Homo sapiens (human) is the source of this 2224-nucleotide messenger RNA. It is a transcript of the gene SIL1, whose product is annotated as SIL1 nucleotide exchange factor. Gene Ontology annotation, cellular component: endoplasmic reticulum; endoplasmic reticulum lumen. The record is from RefSeq and is a predicted model, not a curated record. The transcript has 13 exons. Lineage: Eukaryota; Metazoa; Chordata; Mammalia; Primates; Hominidae. The coding region runs from base 416 to 1831 and encodes 471 amino acids.
AGACGGUCGCCGCCGCGUUUGCGCAGGGGGAGCUGGUCGCCGCCGCGGCCGCCUGGAAUUGUGGGAGUUGUGUCUGCCACUCGGCUGCCGGAGGCCGAAGGCCAGCUAUUACUUCUCUACUGAGGCCAACUGUGAGCCCUGGUGUGUUUCAUUGGCAGGAGAAGAGGCUAAUUAAGUGAAACUGAAAGGGCCCAAUCCCCACCCCCAGUCUUGUCUGAAUUGUGUGGAAGACAUGAGGCACUGAGAGAGGUGGGGGCCGAGUGGCCUCCUCCCACCUGCUCCCCAAACAUCUGCUCUGGGCUGCAGUAAGCUGGCAAUACAGAUUGGGCAUAUCUCUUGUUGGAUGGCUGGACCCACCAUGGUAGAUGGAGGCUUCAGAAUUAUCUAGAAGUGGUAGAAGACUCGUUAUACCUCUAUGCAGGAAAUGUCUGACAUGUCCCUGACUAUGGCUCCCCAGAGCCUGCCUUCAUCUAGGAUGGCUCCUCUGGGCAUGCUGCUUGGGCUGCUGAUGGCCGCCUGCUUCACCUUCUGCCUCAGUCAUCAGAACCUGAAGGAGUUUGCCCUGACCAACCCAGAGAAGAGCAGCACCAAAGAAACAGAGAGAAAAGAAACCAAAGCCGAGGAGGAGCUGGAUGCCGAAGUCCUGGAGGUGUUCCACCCGACGCAUGAGUGGCAGGCCCUUCAGCCAGGGCAGGCUGUCCCUGCAGGAUCCCACGUACGGCUGAAUCUUCAGACUGGGGAAAGAGAGGCAAAACUCCAAUAUGAGGACAAGUUCCGAAAUAAUUUGAAAGGCAAAAGGCUGGAUAUCAACACCAACACCUACACAUCUCAGGAUCUCAAGAGUGCACUGGCAAAAUUCAAGGAGGGGGCAGAGAUGGAGAGUUCAAAGGAAGACAAGGCAAGGCAGGCUGAGGUAAAGCGGCUCUUCCGCCCCAUUGAGGAACUGAAGAAAGACUUUGAUGAGCUGAAUGUUGUCAUUGAGACUGACAUGCAGAUCAUGGUACGGCUGAUCAACAAGUUCAAUAGUUCCAGCUCCAGUUUGGAAGAGAAGAUUGCUGCGCUCUUUGAUCUUGAAUAUUAUGUCCAUCAGAUGGACAAUGCGCAGGACCUGCUUUCCUUUGGUGGUCUUCAAGUGGUGAUCAAUGGGCUGAACAGCACAGAGCCCCUCGUGAAGGAGUAUGCUGCGUUUGUGCUGGGCGCUGCCUUUUCCAGCAACCCCAAGGUCCAGGUGGAGGCCAUCGAAGGGGGAGCCCUGCAGAAGCUGCUGGUCAUCCUGGCCACGGAGCAGCCGCUCACUGCAAAGAAGAAGGUCCUGUUUGCACUGUGCUCCCUGCUGCGCCACUUCCCCUAUGCCCAGCGGCAGUUCCUGAAGCUCGGGGGGCUGCAGGUCCUGAGGACCCUGGUGCAGGAGAAGGGCACGGAGGUGCUCGCCGUGCGCGUGGUCACACUGCUCUACGACCUGGUCACGGAGAAGAUGUUCGCCGAGGAGGAGGCUGAGCUGACCCAGGAGAUGUCCCCAGAGAAGCUGCAGCAGUAUCGCCAGGUACACCUCCUGCCAGGCCUGUGGGAACAGGGCUGGUGCGAGAUCACGGCCCACCUCCUGGCGCUGCCCGAGCAUGAUGCCCGUGAGAAGGUGCUGCAGACACUGGGCGUCCUCCUGACCACCUGCCGGGACCGCUACCGUCAGGACCCCCAGCUCGGCAGGACACUGGCCAGCCUGCAGGCUGAGUACCAGGUGCUGGCCAGCCUGGAGCUGCAGGAUGGUGAGGACGAGGGCUACUUCCAGGAGCUGCUGGGCUCUGUCAACAGCUUGCUGAAGGAGCUGAGAUGAGGCCCCACACCAGGACUGGACUGGGAUGCCGCUAGUGAGGCUGAGGGGUGCCAGCGUGGGUGGGCUUCUCAGGCAGGAGGACAUCUUGGCAGUGCUGGCUUGGCCAUUAAAUGGAAACCUGAAGGCCAUCCUCUUUCUGCUGUGUGUCUGUGUAGACUGGGCACAGCCCUGUGGCCGGGGGGUCAGGUGAGUGGUUGGGUGAUGGGCUCUGCUGACGUGCAGGGCUCAGCCCAGGGCAUCCAGGAACAGGCUCCAGGGCAGGAACCUGGGCCCAGGAGUUGCAAGUCUCUGCUUCUUACCAAGCAGCAGCUCUGUACCUUGGGAAGUCGCUUAAUUGCUCUGAGCUUGUUUCCUCAUCUGUCAGGAGUGCCAUUAAAGGAGAAAAAUCACGUA